Molecule: messenger RNA, 157 nt
Organism: Pelobates cultripes (western spadefoot toad)
Lineage: Eukaryota; Metazoa; Chordata; Amphibia; Anura; Pelobatidae
Source: the annotation of a GenBank genome assembly
AUGGGCUUGGAGGUGAAUGGUGAAGAUGUGGAGGAGUUAGUGGAGGAUCACCAGAACAAACUCAUCACAGAAGAACUCCAAGACCUUCAGAGGGAACAGCAAAUUAGGGCAUUUGAGGAAUUGUCUUCAGAGGAAGAGGGAAGGGAAAAUCUUCACA